Molecule: messenger RNA, 2962 nt
Organism: Fomitopsis serialis
Lineage: Eukaryota; Fungi; Basidiomycota; Agaricomycetes; Polyporales; Fomitopsidaceae
Product: trehalose 6-phosphate phosphatase
Exons: 14
Coding region: 1-2718 (905 amino acids)
Biological process (GO): trehalose biosynthetic process
Cellular component (GO): alpha,alpha-trehalose-phosphate synthase complex (UDP-forming); cytosol
Molecular function (GO): catalytic activity
Source: RefSeq, a predicted model, not a curated record
AUGGACAGCUUCGCAGAGCCCCGCCGCCCCACGACCCCCGUCUCCCUCGCCGCCGUCCGCGACCAGGUCCGCAAGCUCGAAGCCGACCACAUCGCCAACGGCAUCCCUCUCUCUGGCCGCAUCGUCCACGUCUGCCAUUACCUCCCCGUCUCCUCGUCCUACAGUCGCAAACGUCACGACCUUCCCAGCCCGCCUCCGACCCCGCCCACCGCGCCCUCUGAUAUCCCCGCGAGCCCGACGGAGGGCACCGCACCGCCCCACGAUGUGCCAUAUCAGCAGCCCCAGCCCCAACCUGCCCAACUGCAGGAAGAGGACACGAACUGGACGCUGAACGUGCGCUACGGGCAUUCCGCAAUGGUCAGCGGGAGAUCCAGCCUUGCGUCGACCCACGAGCAGGUCGUCAUCGGCUGGACCGGCGACAUCACGUCGGCCCCGACUACGCUCCCCCCAGCCGCCUAUGGCGCUCCCUCCGCCUCCACGGUUCCCACCAAGGAUGUCGGCGAGGAGGACCGGCAGACACUGGAACGCCUGUUGGCGAAAUACCGCUCACGAGAAGACGCUGAGAUCGAGGACGGCAAGCAGAUUACCUACGUGCCUGUCUGGCUCGACGACAAGGAGGCACAUGGUCACUACGAAGGCUACUGCAAGCAAACUCUCUGGCCACUCUUCCACUACCUUCUCUGGCAGGAUGUCGCAACCGAGUAUGCGUCUGCCGACGCGCAUUGGGGCGCAUAUAAAGCCGUCAACGAGGCCUUUGCGAAGCGCAUCGUCGAAGUAUACAAGCCCGGCGACCUUAUCUGGAUCCAUGACUACCACCUACUGCUCGUACCGUCGAUGCUCCGCCAGGCCCUCCCAGAAGCCGCGGUCGGCCUCUUCGUGCACACGCCGUUCCCGAGCUCGGAGAUCUUCCGGUGCUUGCCGCGCAGGAAGGAGAUCCUCGACGGCAUGCUCGGCGCAAACCUCAUCUGCUUCCAGACGUACUCGUAUUCUCGGCACUUCACCUCGUCGUGUGUCCGCGUGUGCGGAUAUGAGAUUACGGCGACGGGCGGAAUCGAUGUUGCGGGACACGUUGCGUCGAUUGCUUACUGCCCCGUCGGCGUCGACGCGGAGCGGGUUGAGAAGGAUACUCUGCGCCCGGGCAUUCAGCCGAAGCUCGAGGCGCUCCGUGCGCUGUACGAGGGGAAGAAGAUCAUUGUUGGGCGUGAUAAGCUCGACGUCGUGAAGGGUGUUGUGCAGAAGCUUCGUGCGUUUGAGAAGCUCUUGUGUGAUUACCCCCAGUGGAUUGGGAACGUCGUCCUGAUCCAGGUGACGUCCCCCGCGCUGUCCGACUCGCCCAAGCUCGAGCGACAGGUCUCUGAGCUUGUCGCGCAUAUCAAUGGCGAGUAUGGUUCGCUCGACUUCAUUCCUGUGCACCACUACCACCAGACUAUCAAGAAAGACGAGUUCUACGCGCUACUGUCAGUUGCGGACCUCGGUGUGAUCACACCUCUUCGGGAUGGCAUGAACACCACCUCGAUGGAGUUCAUCCUCGCGCAGAACCGCUCGAAGAAGAGCCCGCUCGUCCUCUCCGAGUUCAUGGGCAUAUCCAGCAACAUGGGCGACGCCAUGCAAGUCAACCCGUGGAACCUUGUGGAAGUCGCCGCGGCGAUGCACCGUGGGCUGACGAUGGCUGACGACGAGAAGGCGCGGCGGCACGCAACGCUGUACGACACCGUGCGGACACACACGUCGCACACGUGGGCCGCGACGCUCGCGAAGAUCCUCCUCCAGCAGAUCGGCGGGCAGAACCUUGCGAAGAUGACCCUCCCCAUGCCCAAGGACCGCCUGGAGGCGCAGUACCGUGCCGCGAAGAAGCGGCUGUUCUUGCUCGACUACGAUGGAACCCUCUCACCGAUCGUGCGUGUCCCGAGUGCGGCGGUGCCCUCGCCACAGACCCUCGAGGCGCUCGAGAACCUCAGCAAGGACCCGCGCAACGUCGUCUUCAUCAUCUCUGGCCGCGACGGUGCGUUCCUCGAGCAGCACCUCGGCCACAUCCGUGGCCUCGGCAUGAGCGCCGAGCACGGUGGCUUCGUGCGCGAGCCGGGCUCGAGCGAGUGGACGAACUUCACGGAGCACCUGGACAUGGAGUGGAUGGGCGAGGUGCUGGAGAUAUUCAAGUACUACACUGAGCGCACUUCGGGGAGUCAUAUUGAGGUCAAGAAGAGCUCGAUUACGUGGCACUACCGCUCGGCGGACCCAGAGUGGGGUCUUUUCCAGUGCAGACAAUGCCAGGACCUACUCGAGAACAACCUCGCUCGCAAACGCCCCAUUGAGGUCCUCGUUGGCAAGAAGAACCUUGAGGUUCGUCCCUUGGCUGUCAACAAGGGCGAGAUCGUCAAGCGCAUCCUCUACUACAACCCCGACGCCGAGUUCGUCUUCUGUGCUGGCGACGACAAGACCGACGAAGACAUGUUCCGCGCGCUCCUCCUGUUCAACGGCGACAAGACACAGGCGACGCUCGACCCGCCGCUGUCGGUCACCCUGGUUGCCGGCGAAGACGCGAGCAAGUUCAAGCCCGUCGACCUCCAGCUCACGCGCGAAGGCGCAUUCACGACGGCCGUCGGCCACAGCAGCAAGCGUACGCUCGCGGCAUGGCACGUCCCCAGUCCCGAGGACGUCGUCACCCAUCUGCUCGACCUCGGGCACAUCGCCAGGGACGAGGCAGAUGCGAAGCUCUGAGGUCGUUCCUCGCAACUCAUCUAGGCAAGGCUAUGCAUAUUUCACGACCUUUAUGACUUCUUUCUCUCCUCUCUCUCGGUCCCUGACAGUGAAUCCGCAGCGCAUACACGAGACUUGUGGUUCCUCGACGGACAGGUCUUACGCACACGAGGCGAUUUGUACGAGUGUAAUGUGCGAUGUGAAUGUGGCCGCAGCACCAAUCGUGUAUAUUUUGACACCCAAGCAUAUUUACUUAGGGACAUAG